AUGUCUGCACUGGAGGAGCACAAGGACCCAAUCACCUCGGAGCCCGACCACGAUGUCGAGAGCGGCCAUGAUGUCGACCAUGGACAUCUCAAGGAGUUGGAGGUCGACGUGGCCAAGGUGCUGGGCGAUGAUCAGUCUUUUGACUUUGACUCGGACCACUCUCCGUACCCCGAAGUGCGCGCCGUCGUGCCAGAAGUUGAUGACCCCUCCAUGCCAGUCAACACCCUGCGCAUGUGGAUCCUCGGCUUCAUCUUCACCAUGAUUGGCGCCGGUGUUAACAACUUCUUCUCGCUGCGCCAGCCGUCCGUCCACAUCGUCUCUCUGGUCGCGGAGCUGCUGGCUUUCCCCUGCGGCAUCUUCCUGGCGCAUGUGCUCCCCAUCUGGAGCAUCAACCUGGGGCCGCUCGGCAAAUGGAGCCUCAACCCGGACCGUCACUUCAACAUCAAGGAGCACUGUCUCAUCACGAUCAUGGCCAACGUCUCGAUCGCAUGGGGCACUGCAGAUGCCACUAGCGUCAUCCAAGCUGCGCAAGCAUUCUAUGGCUUCAAGCUAUCGGCGGGCUUCAAGAUACUGGUCGUGCUCUGCUGCCAGAUGCUCGGCUUCGGUAUCGUGGGCCUGUGCAGGAGAUGGGUCGUCGAGCCUGCCAACAUCAUCUGGCCCGGAACGCUCUCCAUCUGCGCCCUGCUAACGACACUGCAUUCGCGCGCCAACGCCGUCGCCAACGGCUGGAAGAUCUCCCGCAUACGGUUCUUCAUGAUCGUCAUGACGGGUGCGUUCGUCUGGUUCUGGUUCCCCGGUCUGAUUUUCCAGGCACUCAGCUUCUUCACAUGGGUAUGCUGGAUAGCGCCAAACAACCGCAUCGUGAACCACCUCUUUGGCAUGCAGACAGGACUCGGCCUGUCACCGAUUACCUUCGACUGGACCCAGGUUGCGUACAACACCAAUCCUCUCUUGUCGCCUUCGUGGGCGGCCUUGAACGUCUUCCUUGGAUUUGUCGGUGCGUUCUGGAUCGUGGUCCCCGCCAUCUACUACACCAAUACCUGGUGGACUGGAUACCUCCCCCUCAUGUCCGCGGAUGUUUAUGAUCGCUACGGCGCCGACUACAACGUGAGCAUGAUGAUCAAUGCGGACGGCACCUUCAACGAGACCGCGUACCAGGACUAUUCACCACCAUUCCUUGGCGCCUCCUUCGCUUUCGUGUACGGCCUCUCAUUCGCAGCCAUCACGUCCGUCCUUGUCCAUGUGGCGCUCUGGCAUGGCGGAGACCUUAUCGAUGCAUGGAAAGGGCGGACAAAAUUGGACAUCCACGCGCGCCUGAUGCAGUCAUACAAGCAGACCCCUUGGUGGAUGUACGCUGCCAUUGUCGUCAUCAUGACUGUCCUCUCUAUUGUCAUGGUCGAGGUCUACGACACCAAGCUUCCAGUGUACGGGGUGUUCCUGGCGCUGGUGAUCCCUGCGGUCUACAUGAUCCCAUGUUGCAUCAUCCAGGGCAUCACAAACGUCGACGCCCAGCAGCUGAACGUGCUCUCAGAGUUCAUCGGCGGCUACAUGUUCCAGGGCCGGCCACUCGCCAAUAUGAUCUUCAAGACGCUGUCGCAGGAUGUGGUCCAGCAGGGCCUCUACUUUGCGCAGGACAUGAAGCUCGGUCACUACAUGAAGAUCUCGCCGCAGCUGGUGUUCGCAGCGCAGGCCAGUGCGACGAUUCUGGGAGCUCUUACGCAAGUCGGCACCACGACCUGGAUGCUUGGCAACAUCGACAAGAUCUGCACGUACGACCAGCCCGACCGCUUCUCGUGCCCUCAGGGCAGAACGACGUACUCUUCGUCGGUCAUCUGGGGCCUCAUCGGACCCAGCCGCCUGUACUCCGUCGGGCAGAUUUACUCUGGCCUCUGCCAUUUCUUCUGGAUCGGCGCCCUGAUGCCGAUCGUGACCUGGUACGCGUACAAGCGCACCAAUAUCGGCUGGCUGCGAUACGUCAAUUGGCCACUCAUCUUCGUCGGCACCUACAAUGUCCCGCCCGCCACCGGCAUCAACUACAGCUCGUGGUGGCUCGUCAACUUCCUUUUCAACAGCCUCCUGUUCCGCAAAGCCUUCGCCUGGUGGACCAAGUACAACUACAUCCUGGCUGCCGCGCUGGACACCGGGACUGCCUUCUCGGGCAUCAUCAUCUUCUUCGCCGUCAGCUACAGCGGCGCGGUGUUCCCGGACUGGUGGGGCAACACGGUGUUUGUGAACACCGCGGACGGCGACGGCGUGCCUUACUUGGACAUGCCGGCUUCGGGAUACUUUGGGCCGGCGAAUGGAACGUGGAGCUGAUCAGAGACGGUGGACGGGUUGUGGGGAGAACAAGGCUUUAGUUAUUCGUAGAUCAGC
Molecule: messenger RNA, 2373 nt
Organism: Paraphaeosphaeria sporulosa
Lineage: Eukaryota; Fungi; Ascomycota; Dothideomycetes; Pleosporales; Didymosphaeriaceae
Product: small oligopeptide transporter
Exons: 3
Coding region: 1-2316 (771 amino acids)
Biological process (GO): transmembrane transport
Molecular function (GO): oligopeptide transmembrane transporter activity
Source: RefSeq, a predicted model, not a curated record